UAGACCUUCUCUGCAAAGGGCUUUCCGAUACGCUCAUCAAGAUAUGGUUAGAUAUUUUAGUCUAGUUGCUCAUACUCGAUAUAUUCAUGUAGCUAUUUUCAUCGGAAGGUUCGGUAAGCUUCCCCAGGUUUAGUCCAUGAGACUCAAGCCCUUUUGUGGUUUAGGUCGGAAAUGGGCUAAGGAAGGUGGGCUGGCCAGGCUGAGCGGCUGUUAAACAUUUGAGCUCUGAGGUCGCAGCAGGAACAGGGCAAAAGGCCUCCCAGUGAUUUAGGGGCCGAAGGUCAGGCCCAGGGCCCACCCUCUCUCAGCCACCGAGUGUUCACUUGGGGAAUGUCCUGCAUGCAAGAGAGGAGACAGCUGGAUAUCGGACUAUCUCGGGAGCCCAGGGGAAAGAGCAAAUGGCUGCCGUUUCUUCCAGAAGGGGCCAGUCUGGACUGGACUGCUGAGGAAGGCCAGGAGGGCAUCCUGCGCUGCCACCCGGACCUGGCGGGCCGCGAGCUGCAGCGGGGCACGCUCACGGCCGAGUCGCAGCGGGAACAGAGCGGCGCGGGCCUGACGAGCCUGGGCGCGGACGAGCGGCUCCAGCUGGCCGAGCUCAACGCGCAGUACCGCGCGCGCUUCGGCUUCCCCUUCGUGCUGGCCGCGCGCCUCAGCGGCCGGGCUGCGGUGCCCCGCGAGCUGGCGCGCCGGCUGCACUGCCCGCCCGCACAGGAGCUGCGCACCGCUCUGGGCGAGGUGAAGAAGAUCGGCCGCCUGCGCCUCGCCGACCUCUUCGGCGCCGACCCCGCCCGGCUGUAGCUGCCACCCAGGCCGGGGACCCGGGACGCACGGCGGGACGAGCGGGAGCCCCGGCCUGGAGCGGUGCGUGCCGGGCGGGAGGCUGACUCCGGCCUGGAGCCAGCGUCCACACGCGCGCACCACGGAAGUGGAGAAUUGAGGCAGUCAUACGAGUAAUGAGCCCCUUUAUCCACUGACCCACAUGCACACGCGUUGCCAAAAUAUCUAUAUAGUUUAGUGCUUUGCCCCGAUUUAUCCAGCUCACUGCUUCAAUUCUUCCCUCCCUUUGCGGCCUGCUGACACCGCCAGCCUUUGUGGAUCUCAACGCGCUUAUCCAGCUCCUGUUGGCUCCCCACUCUCUCCUGCUAAGCCUGAGCUGCAAAGCAAAACGGACGGAAAAAGAAUCAUUUAUUCCACA
Microcebus murinus (gray mouse lemur) is the source of this 1195-nucleotide messenger RNA. It is a transcript of the gene URAD, whose product is annotated as ureidoimidazoline (2-oxo-4-hydroxy-4-carboxy-5-) decarboxylase. Gene Ontology annotation, cellular component: peroxisome. The record is from RefSeq and is a predicted model, not a curated record. Gene Ontology annotation, biological process: urate catabolic process; allantoin metabolic process. Gene Ontology annotation, molecular function: 2-oxo-4-hydroxy-4-carboxy-5-ureidoimidazoline decarboxylase activity. Lineage: Eukaryota; Metazoa; Chordata; Mammalia; Primates; Cheirogaleidae.